GGGGCCCCCAGCCCCAGGAACCUGGAGAGCUUCUCCAUCCUCACAGAAGGACAGAGGGGGGCCACCCCUCCCUCCCUGCCAGCUCCCUGGCUGGCCAGGUCCCCCACCUCCACCCCUGCCAGAGCCCAGCCUGUGGUGAGAAGCAGAGCGAAAGACUUCACCCACAGCAUAUGGUUUCUAAACCACAGGCAGGACAGAGUGCUAAGAAUGAAGGCAACUCCACCUGCCUGGCAGUCACAAAAGAGUCGUCGCUUGGCUGAAACUCUCUUCCCUGUGUCCCUCAGAACAGCCCAGGCCAACCUGAAGGCACAGCUCACCAAGGGAAAUGCACACAGCGACCUGAGCCCAGCAAAGAGGCCUGGGUUCUGGGCACAGAGGAGCCUCAUGGACUCCCCUCCAGGAGGCUUCCCGUCAGCACCAGGGGACCUGAGUGUGUCUGCUGCAGACUCUGCCUCGGGCUCAACCUCAGCCCCCACACACAUCACCUCCCCAGUGCUGCCGUCCCUGGGGGUCGGGUUAGAAACACAGCUGAAUCACUUGCUGCAGCCGCUCAUCCCUGACUACAGCGUGAGAUGGCUCAUCGCCCAGGUCGUCAGCGUUUUGAAAAUGGACUGUGCUGAGCCCCCCGUGUCCCCCUCCUGUGCCAAGCUCAUCUCCAAGUCUCGCCUCCUGCUGAUGCGUCUGACUGAGCAGCUGGAGUCCACGGUGUCCCAGGCCCAGUGGGAGCAGCAGCAGCUGUAUUCUGACCCCAUGGUCACGGAGGGGACAGAAGCCCAUGGCAAGCAGAAGGGACAGCAGACGCCUCGGAUGUCCAGAGAACAUGUUCUUGAAGACAUGUAUAUAUACAACUGGAUCAUCGGGGCAUUAGCAGCCCUGGUUGUAAUGAUGAUACCUGUCAUCAUCACCACCAUUGCCUUCUGCGUCAGGCACAGAAGAGCCAGAGUGGAAGAUCCAGAGGCCGGGUGGAACCCCAGCGAAGAGGCCGAGCCUGCAGAAUCAGCCAGUUACAGCGAGAGUGAUGUGCUAGUGGAGGUGGUCAUCUAGUGAUCUCAUCCUGCGAGUGACCAGCAAAGCUUAUUUUUCCCUUGUCAAUAAAGAUGUUCUUAUCUCCUAUUAAAAAAAAAAACUGGAAA
Molecule: messenger RNA, 1133 nt
Organism: Heterocephalus glaber (naked mole-rat)
Lineage: Eukaryota; Metazoa; Chordata; Mammalia; Rodentia; Bathyergidae
Source: RefSeq, a predicted model, not a curated record